Camellia sinensis is the source of this 960-nucleotide messenger RNA. The record is from RefSeq and is a predicted model, not a curated record. NCBI's taxonomy places the organism in Eukaryota, Viridiplantae, Streptophyta, Magnoliopsida, Ericales, Theaceae.
AUGCACUCUCCAAAGGAUUUAAAGGAUGCGAGUGUUACAAAUACAGAGUCAAAGUUCAAAAGGUUGUACUUGUGUUGGGGUCCAUUGAAGAAAGCUUUUAUGAAUGCUUUCAGGCCAGUCAUAGGAGUUGAUGGAUGCCAUUUGAAAGGGUCACAUGGUGGUAUUCUCUUGAGUGCUAUUGGGAUAGAUGCGAACAAUUGCAUAUUUCCAUUUGCCUAUGCAAUUGUUGAGAAAGAGAAGAAAAAAACAUGGUUGUGGUUUCUAGAGCUACUAGGACAUGAUCUGAAUAUUGUAAACUCUCAUUGCUAUACCUUCAUGAGUGAUAAACAAAAGGGUUUGAUUGGUGCAGUGGCUGAGUUGUUCCCAAAUGCUUCACAGAAGUAUUGUGUGAGGCAUUUGUACAACAAUUUUAAGGGUGAACACAAGGGGUUGGUUCUAAAAGAUCUGUUGUGGAAGGCUGCUAGGGCAACAACCGUUCCUGUAUUUACCAGAGUGAUGACAGAGAUUAAAGAAGUUGAUUGUAAGGCAUAUGAUUGGUUAGUUGAAAGACCCCCAAUUCAUUGGAGCAAGAGCAACUUUAAUACUUUUCCAAAGUGUGACCUUUUGCUAAACAAUCUAUGUGGAUGGAUUGGUAGUGAGCAAUUUGAGGUUAUAGGGCCAUAUGGUGAGCAAUACAAGCUGGACUUGCAAGCUUGGACUUGUGGCUGCAGGAAGUGGGAUCUAUCAGGCAUUCCAUGUGCCCAUGUUGUGGCUGUUACAAAUUUCUUGGGCCAAGAACCAGAAAAAUAUGUUCAUCAGUAUUACAAGGUGGAGACUUAUCUGAAGAUCUAUGACAAUAUGUUGACUCCUAUUAAUGGUAGAGAAAUAUGGCCAAGAACUGAGUAUGCAAAGUUGUUGCCACCUGAUGGUAGAGAAAUGUGGCCAAGAACUGAGUAUGCAAGUUGUUUCCACCUAAUGUGA